Messenger RNA from Homarus americanus (American lobster), 522 nucleotides. Its product is annotated as adhesive plaque matrix protein-like. The coding region runs from base 1 to 522 and encodes 173 amino acids. The record is from RefSeq and is a predicted model, not a curated record. The transcript is spliced from 2 exons. NCBI's taxonomy places the organism in Eukaryota, Metazoa, Arthropoda, Malacostraca, Decapoda, Nephropidae.
AUGGAGAAACAAUUACACAUCACAAUUUUGGAGAUCCGGCUCCCAAAGAGUCGUACCCACAGGAUCCGGCUCCCAAAGAGUCGUACCCACAGGAUCCGGCUCCCAAAGAGUCGUACCCACAGGAUCCGGCUCCCAAAGAGUCGUACCUACAGGAUCCGGCUCCCAAAGAGUCGUACCCACAGGAUCCGGCUCCCAAAGAGUCGUACCCACAGGAUCCGGCUCCCAAAGUCGUACCUACAGGAUCCGGCUCCCAAAGAGUCGUACCCACAGGAUCCGGCUCCCAAAGAGUCGUACCCACAGGAUCCGGCUCCCAAAGAGUCGUACCCACAGGAUCCGGCUCCCAAAGAGUCGUACCUACAGGAUCCGGCUCCCAAAGAGUCGUACCCACAGGAUCCGGCUCCCAAAGAGUCGUACCCACAGGAUCCGGCUCCCAAAGGUCCAAGUACUGACAAACUUGACAAUAAUUCUCUGUUUUCUCUAGAUUAUGCUGAGAUAAACAUUAAUACUAGAACAAUAGAAUAA